Molecule: messenger RNA, 561 nt
Organism: Rotaria sp. Silwood2
Lineage: Eukaryota; Metazoa; Rotifera; Eurotatoria; Philodinida; Philodinidae
Source: the annotation of a GenBank genome assembly
AUGUUAUUAAUAAUAAUCACAACAGAUAUUGGGAGAAAUUUUCUAAUUGAAUUAUUUAAUAAUGAAGAAACAUUGACAUAUAUUCGUCAAUUUACACAAUUCAUUAAUAAAUUAAAUUAUUUCAAAUUACAACAUGACCAAUGGACAUAUUAUUACCAUCUUGGUAUGACCAAAGAAGGUCUAUUCUGUGGAAGAGAUGAACGUCAAACAAGAUAUGCAUUGGUUCCAUGCGGUGAUCUUUUUUGUUCAUGUUGUCUUCCAGUACAUACUUACAAGAAAAGUCAACUAUCGCCUAUCGUUGAUUUUACUUCAAGUUCAAUGCAUCGAUUUUUCAAUGGUUAUACUACCUAUCUCAAUUGUCCAGCAACAUGUACUACAUCGAAUGUAGUCUAUGCCAUGACAUGUCCAUGUGGUCAUUAUGAUUAUGUCGAUUCAACAGCAAAAACAUUGGUGAAUGCGAUGGCUUAUCAUCGACAACAUGGCAAUCGAAUUAUACAUGAAAAAUUGACUGGUAGCCCUCUCUUUCGAGGAUCAUUACUUGAUCCUACCGAGCAAGAGUAA